Molecule: messenger RNA, 2487 nt
Organism: Protopterus annectens (West African lungfish)
Lineage: Eukaryota; Metazoa; Chordata; Ceratodontiformes; Protopteridae
Product: beta-1,4 N-acetylgalactosaminyltransferase 2-like
Exons: 11
Coding region: 30-1694 (554 amino acids)
Biological process (GO): UDP-N-acetylgalactosamine metabolic process; UDP-N-acetylglucosamine metabolic process
Cellular component (GO): Golgi membrane
Molecular function (GO): hexosyltransferase activity
Source: RefSeq, a predicted model, not a curated record
ACAGGAUUGUUCUUUUUUUUCUAAUAUUGAUGAUUGUCUUGGGUCACAUAAUUUUCUUCCACAUAUUUAAAUGUACUCAAGAGAAAAACUCUCCUUCAAAAUCAGAAGUGCCUCAUAACCAUAAAACUUGCUGGCUAGUUGAGAAAUUCCACUCCUUAAAUGCAAUUGAAAAAAUAUGGUAUACCUGCCUCUUAUUAAUCACGCUAUUUGUUGUGGUAUACAUCAUUUUGAUGAGGAUGUAUAUUUCUACAGUAGAACAAAGAUCAUAUCCUGCAUUUAUGGUGGCUCCCUAUCGUGUAUAUAGUUGGCGGGCAGACAAAUUUAAGUCAUUAUUUUCCUAUGACGGAGUAUGGUUUGUGCCACAAAAUCAGUGCAGCUGCCCUUUACAGAAUGGUGAAUCUAUCUAUGAUCUGGAAAGUAGUUAUUAUCCAAAUGAUCGCGAAUCAGCUAAGGAACGACGAACAGCUGCAUUUAAACAACAUUUGAAAAGACUGGAAUCUACAUCACAACCUCUUCUAAUAGCUGAACCAAACUCUCCUCUCAGCUACCCUGUGCAAGGAGUUGAAGUGAUGCCGCUACACACCAUCCUGAUCCCAGGUCUGGGUGUCCAUGGAAUUCAAAGAAACCAUUACAUAGUAUCUUUACACGUGUCUACAGGUGUCCUGAACACCCUUGCAGAAGUUCCUCAAGAUGUUGUAGAAGGACAAGGUGGAAAACAAAUGAACGUUUCCAUUUCUAACCCUGAAGUGUUAAAUUUUAUUCUGACAACUAUCACGUAUACUAGCACAGUAUACACUAUCAGUUCUGUUGAUUUAGUUCGUUUUGAAUUUGAAUCACAUACUGCCAUUUUCCCCAUCAAAAUUAGACAUCCAGAAAUGUUAAAGUUAUAUGACCAUGGAAAAGGCAAGGAUAUCAACUCUUUGGUGACCAUAACUAUCAAGACAUUUCUUAGAUAUCACAAACUAAGACCUUUAAUCAAGAGCAUCCGAACAUUUUAUCCGAAUAUUACAAUCAUAGUAGCAGAUGACAAUGAGAAUCCUGAGAAAAUCGAAGAUCCACAUCUUGAACAAUACUUCAUGCCAUUUGCAAAGGGCUGGUUCGCUGGAAGAAAUCUUGCAGUUUCUCAAGUCACAACAAAAUAUUUCUUAUGGGUUGAUGAUGACUUUCUUUUUACUGAAAAGACAAAAAUAGAAAACUUUAUUACAGUGCUUGAGGAAUCAGAUUUGGAUGUGGUUGGAGGUGUGGUUGAUGAUGGCCGUUUUAUGUUUAAACUCCUAUUUGAAAAAGGAAACGAUGAAGAAGGAGACUGUUUACAUUGGAGGCAUGGUGCAUUUCAUCCAUUAGAAAAAUUUCCUAAUUGUGCUGUGACAAGUGUGGUGACAAAUUUCUUUUUAGCCCGAACAGACCAGGCAAGAAGAGUUGGCUUUGAUCCUAAGCAUGCACGAGUGGCACACCCAGAAUUCUUCAUAGAUGGGCUUGGAAUACUGAAGGUUGGAUCCUGUACAGAUGUUAUUAUACAACACCAGUCCCAUGCACCAUCACAGAAUAAAACACUGGCUGAAUUUGAAAAGAAGUACUUAAAGUUCCGAGUACCCUCAGAUGAUGUACACCAUUUCCGAAGGAGAGAGCAUUUUUUCAAGAACAGAUUAAAAUGUUUUUCACGGAUAGAACUCAGUCAUAAGCCUUUGCAUUAAAAUUCAAUUUAAAAAUUAGGAAGUAAAGAAAAUAUAAUGGAACAUGUGAUUCACUGUUUUUGGGACGGGGAUACUGAAAGACAGAGUCUCACAUUAUGCAGAGUACUAAUUAUGCCACCACAGCUGCUAUUAACAUUAAGGAAUUUUACCUAAUGUUAAGUUUCUCCUGAAACAAAGGACAUAUAUUUCAAGGAAAAUAUCAUUUUUAGCAAUAAUAUACCUCUAGACUACAUCUUGUUGCAUAAAACAUCUUACCCAUGUGUAUUUGGAAUGGUAUUGUAAACAUUAGGAAAAGAGUAAUGCAUGAGAAUUGUGACCGCAACAUAUAUAGAGCUGUAUUGAAAGAAUAUUAGUGACUUUACAACAUCAAGCAAUCAAUCAGUAAUCUAAAAUGUGCAUGCCAAUUAAUCAAAGACAUCUAUGUACCCACUGCAAAUCAAGCAUUACCCACAGAAAAAAGACUGGAUACGAAAAUCCAUUACAUAGAAACCCGUCCAACAGACAGAAACCUCCAAUGACCUAACAAUAAACUAAUUAUAAAUAUGAAGUUCUGAACUUUAUUAUUUGAAAAAAGAAAAAAAAUAAUAAUAUAAAUAAUAUUCUUGGUUUGCUCAUUUUUGCCUUCAGAUAUAUACUGAUGUCAACUACGGGUGUAUGUUAGAACAUUGACUAGCAAGAACGUCGACGUUCAUAACAUCAUCCCCAUAUGAUUGAAACAGCACUAUAUGAAAGUCAAAUCAAAUUGCAGUUGUAAUAAUAAAAAAAAGUUUUAUUCAAAAAUCUGUUAUGAAUA